AUGGUAGUGUUGGGUUUUGGACAAAUCGGUCUCAACGAAUAUGAAGAUUGCUCUGAAGCAUCGAUGGACUCGCACGACACUCUCGUACUCUAUGGGGCACAGGAAGAAUGUCCGCUGCGUGGUCAGUACUCAUCGUUAAAUUGCCAUCAUCCAGUGCUUUUUUUCGGAUGCCAGAAACCGUAUGAGAUUCAACUCUUUAGCGAAUGUCAUUCGACACUGAAAGACUCCGAUGCGUAUUCAUGCGUCACUCAUUUCCGAAACGCUGAUGACCACUAUAUGGUAGUGAGGGAUGAACUGUCCACGCAGUUGCAGUGCUUGAAAUUCCACGUUUCGAGUGCUGUUUCGCUGAAGAUAUUUGAUCACGUCUCAUGCGAUCCUUUCUCAACAACUGCGGCAUUACCUUCUUCAGUAAUUAACAUUUCAGUAACAGGUUAG
Messenger RNA from Angiostrongylus costaricensis, 435 nucleotides. The record is from the annotation of a GenBank genome assembly. NCBI's taxonomy places the organism in Eukaryota, Metazoa, Nematoda, Chromadorea, Rhabditida, Metastrongylidae.